Oryctolagus cuniculus (rabbit) is the source of this 1630-nucleotide messenger RNA. The record is from RefSeq and is a predicted model, not a curated record. Lineage: Eukaryota; Metazoa; Chordata; Mammalia; Lagomorpha; Leporidae.
CCUCUCCAGCUCUGUUUGCUUUGGAGUUGAGUCAAGAAGGGGCAGGAUCAGACGGGCGGCCCCAGGCCCUCCCCUGCACCAGGAUGUCAGGCUCGGGCCCCUGACCUUUGUUCCAGCCAGGGGCCUCCUAUAAGUGGGCGGGCCUUGUGCCUGGAGACCCACAGACACACUUGGCUGAGUCCUCCACACGCCCCUUAGGCAAUCUCCUCCCGGGGGCUCGAGCCUGGCUCCCGAUGCGAGCCGGGCUUCCCGGUGCUGCGGACAUGGCCAACAGAACCAACGGCUCCGCCCUGUACUACAGCUACGAAUAUUACCUGGACUACCUGGACCUCAUCCCGGUGGAUGAGAAGAAGCUGAAGGCCAACAAGCACUCCAUCGUCAUCGCCUUUUGGGUGAGCCUGGCCGCCUUUGUGGUGCUGCUCUUCCUCAUUUUGCUCCUCAUGUCCUGGUCGGGCUCCCCGCACGGGAGCUACAGAGGACUGAAUUGUACGCUUGGAACCGUACAAUUCAGCUCCACCCCCUGCAAAGAUCUCUCUCAAUGAAGCCGUAAGAAAGAACAAAGCCAACACUGACCCCACGUGUGGCUGAAGUCACGCCCCCUGACUCCCCCGGAGAACGGGCCCCUAGCCUAGGCACAUCCGGCCACUCUCUCAGGGGCUGCUGCCAUGGCUGUAGUUUCACCGGAGGCAAACGUGGGAGCCACAAGAAGUGAUUCAGACCCAGCUCGGGCCGCGUUCUUCCCGGUGCAAGAGGAUUGGCUACUGCUGUCCGAAAGGACUUCCGCCAUAGGGAAUGGGACCGGGGUGGGCAGCUGACCCGGAGAUGAGCUGGGGCCAGCGAGAUCGCCAGCUCUGCACCUGGGAGCUGGGAGACGGAGCAGGAGGCCACGGUAGACCAGCCUGCCCAUCACAGACCCGAAGCCUUGGGGAGCAGAAGCCAGGACGAGGCACAGGCGGCUGGGCAGCACAGACAAGCAAGCCGGGGGAGGAGACGAGGGGCCCCGGGAGAACCGGAGGGUAGCGCCCCUCCCUGAUGCUCGUGCAUUUACAGGCUCCUCCGGGGGUCUUCUCCGCUGCCCGCCUGUCCACCCGCGGCGACCCGCCCACCAGGUCUACUCCCUUCCGGUCUGCUCUGGGUACCUCUGGGAUGGUUUGUGAAGGCUGUCAGCCGGCCCCACUCGGGGGAACGUUCUUGGCCCCAGCAGGCUCACAGGGGCUGUCCCUGCCAAGCCCAAGUUCAGUGGACACUACAGCCCUUGUGAGCUAGAGUUGUUUGUUUUGCUUUUUCCAGACUUAGUGUUAUCUAUUUGAACGGCAGUGAUAGAGACAGAUAGAUUCUCCAUCUGCUGGUUCACCCUCCCCAAGCCUGAGUUGGCUUGGGGUGUGGGGAUGACACCGCCGUUGAUACAUGGCUGGAUACAAGGCCAAGCUGCCCAGCCCCCACUGCAAGCGGACAGAGGAGGAAGUGACCUUGAGGGUGAGGCGGAGGCCCGGCUCCCUGCCUUCUGCUUCCUCUGCGCUCUGUGCUCUGGCCUGGCCUCCCCUGGGGCUCGCCACUCCCUGGGCCGUGCAGGCAGGAGACAGGGGAGCGCCCAGCCGUCUCCUCUGAUGCCGCCUCCCCUUCUGCUCUG